UUCGUCGGGAUCGGACGCUUUUUUAUGGUAUAGUUGUGUUGUGCACGGUUGCAUAAAAAGUGCAGUUUAGUGUGUUGGGUGGCUGAUCAAGUGAUCUGAGUGUAUUUGUUUUAUUUGCAACCUCACGGGGAUGCAUAUGGCUCAUGUUAGGUGUUGCACCGAAACGAAGUGCAUUCACUUUCACCUGAGUAUGAACAAGAAAAAACUCUUUCGAUAAAUUCCUUUCAUCAGAUUGAUGGAAUAAGGAAAAAGAUACGUGUAAUAAUAAUUGCGAAAAUUUAUUUUUAAAAUAAGAUGCUGUGCACCGAUUCGCUAGAACUGGGCCGUGUCACCGUCGGUCGGUUUGUUGAACGUUGAACGCGACGCCGCGUUCUAGUUUUACAAUUUUAGUUUUCAUCUUACAUUCUGCGGUUUAUGUGUGCGUUGUGGAAAUCGUAUGUGGUUUUUCGUAUCUCUUUUGAUUGCGUAGCAAAAAUAACCUUGAGUGAUUCGUGCUAUGAACAAGUUUUCAAGUUGAGGCUGGACAUUUUUGCUCACUUUCCCUAUCCAUUAAUUGCAAUGUAUCUAUGUUGUGUAUCCGUGUUAAAGUUCAGCUUUCCAGUUUUACUAGUAGUGUGAGUUCUUCAAGCAAUUGAACAACAAUUAUUGGAAAUGUCACAAUCUGGUUCGUGGUUAUGGAUGUAAUACCGUUUGGUAGUAUGUAUUAUGUUUAUAUCCGAUCACUGCGGGAAGUUUCAAGAAAUUUAAGUCGACCAAAAAGUUAAGCGCGGCCAUGUUUUAUCCGUUAAAGAAAUUUUUUUGAAGUGUGCAUCCGCCGAAUUCGGUUUUCUAUUAGGGUCCAUCAGUGUGCCAAGUGAAUUGCAUUAGUAAUGUCAUAUAGGUGGAAAUGUAACAAGUCAGUGGUAUGUCAGUCAACGAUUUGUCAGUGUAGUGCAGUAUCUGCCAUUAAUUAUUUAAAUGUGUAUCGAACCGAAUAAAGUGGUUAAAUACUUUCAAAUGAGAUUGGUUAGUGGAAAACAAGGAAAUAUUAGCAGCAGCAGGUGUUGCAGAAGAAGCUGAUAUUGAAAGUCAAUCGGAAGCGAUUCCAACUAGUGCGCGCUGAUCGUGAGCUGGCUGCUAGAAAUAGAAUGCAACAUGCGAAAAAUGUUCCGAUGUUUUAAAAUGUUAUAUCAAGUGCAUAUAUGUAGCAGUGCAAGAGCUCGUUGUGAAAUUUUGCUGAUAUCGUUGGUUCGAAAAGCUAUCCAUCGCCAAGGGUGGUUGUGCGAUAAAACGUAACAGUCGAGUAGCAUGAAGUUCGAAUAUAUCGCACUGAAGACCGCCGAAGAAGUUAGCAGUGCAGUACAGUGGAAUCUUCCGGUUCAUUACCACCAGCAAGUUAACGUUAGAAACGGCUGGCGAGGCCGCAGCAUUAGGUGUAAACGGUGUUGUUCUUCACGUGCUGGAUGUGAAUUAAUGUUCGUUGCAGUUGUUGUGAUUAUUCUAAUCAGUUUCACCGUGAUGAUCGGUGGUGACGUAUUUACCGUUGGGUAUAUUACCGGGUCACAGAGACGUCCGGGUGAUCGGGAGUACGCGAGACCAGGGCUGCAGAUUUCUGGCGCAAUCACACUGGCUACGGAGGAGGUGAACGAGCUAUUCUUUAAACGACACGGACAUAAGCUGCAGUUCGAAGUAGCGGAAACGUAUGGUGAGGAAGUUUCUAGUAUUAGGAAAACCGCAGAUCUCUGGACGAACGAUGUGAUAGGCUACAUAGGGCCACAGGAAACCUGUGUUCACGAGGGCAGGAUGGCAGCGGCUUUCAAUUUACCAAUGAUUUCUUAUUUUUGCACGCACAAUGAGACUUCCAACAAAAAGCAUUUCCCAACGUUUGCCAGAACCAGACCACCUGAUCUACAAAUUUCAAAGUCAGUAGUGUCGUUAUUGUUAGCUUGCAAUUGGACACAGGUCACGUUUUUCUAUCGUGCUUCUGAUGACGCGGAAUAUGAUGCGGUCGCUGAAACUUUGAAAACCACCCUGAAAUCGAAUGGUGUUAGGAUUAGAGCGGUUCGCACAUGGAGUACAAUCUACCACCACGGCUACUCAUCAAACCCUUUCGAUCGGCUGGUCGAUGAAACAUUUAUGGAAACUAGAAUAUAUCUGGUGCUUGGUCAUCACGACGAACAUAUUGGCCUGUUGGUGAGCUUGUGGCGGAAGGAGCUGCUAGCUGCAGGCGAGUACUUUGUAGUCGGAGUCGAUCUCGAGCAGUACGACGCUGCCCUGCCAAAGAAGUAUAUGCAUGGGCUGCUGCAACCCGAACCGGAUCGGGAAACUGUACAGGCGUUGCAACACUACCUCGGUGUCGUGCCAUCGGCUCCCAUCAUGUUUGAAGAAUUUGCUGUUAAGGUAAACAAAUACCUGGAGCUUCCGCCGUUCAACUAUCGUAAUCCACUUGUUUAUUUCGGAGGCGUUAAACAGAUUCGCGCCGAGGCAGCCUAUCUGUACGAUGCGGUCCAUUUGUAUGCUAAUGCAUUGCUUCGAGUUCUGCUAGACGGUGGCAACCCUAAAAAUGGCACAGCAAUUAUCGAAGCAAUCAAGGGUCGAGCUUAUGUGAGUGCCAUGGGAUAUUUAAUACAUAUCGACGAAAACGGCGAUGCUACAGGGAAUUAUACCAUUUUAGCUAGGAAACCCAUCCCGUCUACUUCGUCGGAGAGAGAAUAUGGACUAGUUCCGGUGGGGCGCUUUAGCACACCAAAUGCUAAUCAGGCCACGGAUAUAAAACUUUUCGAUACUAUCGAGUGGGUGGGGUCAGGACCACCCAUUGCCGAGCCACUUUGCGGUUUUCGUGGUGAGAAGUGUAUAAGUUACACUGGAGAAAUUUCUGCAGGAGUUGCCGGCGGUGCUUUGCUAUUGCUGGGAGUCGUUUCUCUAGUGUUGUAUCGAAACUGGCGCUACGAGCAAGAGUUGGACAGUUUACUAUGGAAAGUGGAUUUUAAGGACAUUCAGAUGCAUGAAAACGAGAAAGAAACUGCCGGUCAAAAGUUGACAAGGACCACACAUCCGUUGGUGCGCACUAGUCAAGCGAGCCUUAGCUCUAAUCCGGAUACCGACUUUCGAUAUUCAACGAUUUUCACCCCUAUUGGACUGUACAAGGGGCAACUGUACGCAAUCAAGUAUGUUCGCAAGAAAAGUAUUGACAUUACCCGAGAAAUGAAGAAAGAGCUCAAACUGCUGCGUGAUAUGCGACACGAUAAUCUGAACGCGUUCAUCGGAGCAUGUACCGAUCCACCAAACAUUUGCAUCAUCACCGACUACUGUACAAGAGGAAGUUUAAAGGAUGUACUGGAAAACGAAGAUGUAAAGCUGGACAACAUGUUUACCGCAUCGUUAGUGGCCGAUAUUCUGCGUGGCAUGAUUUACUUACACGACUCACCGCUGCAUUUCCAUGGAUCGUUGAGAACCUCGAAUUGCCUAAUAGAUUCGAGAUGGGUAGUCAAAUUGAGCGAUUUUGGACUAUAUGCAUUUAAGCAGGGAGCAGAGGAUGUUCCUGGGGAGAAGAAGAAAUUUGAGGAAAAAUCCGAAAAGCUUCUCUAUCGAGCACCGGAGCUUUUACGUGCUGGACCAUCGUACUGCGUUGCUGGGACUCCAAAAGGAGAUAUUUAUUCUUUUGGUAUAGUUUUAUACGAGAUAUUCACUCGUAGAGGUCCAUUCGGGGAAAUCGAAUGCACCGCAGCGGAAUGUCUUAAACGGAUAUUGCAUCCUUUAGACCCAAAUACACCGUUUCGACCAGCUAUCCAACCGCUGGAAACUUCCUUCGAUUGUGUUCGUGAAUGUUUGAAGGAAUGUUGGGCAGAAAAGCCAGAAGAUCGACCAGAUUUCAAAAUUAUCAGAAAUAAACUACGGGUAUUGCGAAAGGGUAUGAAACCGAAUAUAUUUGAUAAUAUGAUGGCCAUGAUGGAAAAGUACACAAAUAACCUAGAACAGCUAGUGGAUGAACGAACAGAUCAACUGCAGGAAGAAAAGAAAAAGACGGAAGCCCUGCUGUUAGAGAUGCUACCGAGGCCAGUAGCUGAACAGCUAAAAAGAGGGCACAAGGUUGAGGCUGAGAGCUACGAUCUAGUCACGAUAUAUUUUAGCGACAUCGUUGGAUUCACAUCGAUGUCUGCAGAAAGUACUCCACUGCAAGUGGUAGACUUUUUAAAUGAUCUUUACACAUGUUUUGAUUCCAUUAUCGGCCAUUACGAUGUAUAUAAGGUGGAAACAAUUGGCGAUGCUUAUAUGGUGGUCUCUGGACUUCCGAUUCGCAACGGAUUAACGCAUGCUGGGGAAAUUGCUUCGAUGUCUCUUCAGCUGUUGGAUGCUGUCUCCGAGUUCAAAAUUCGUCACAGGCCAGACGAUCGGCUGUAUUUGAGAAUCGGUAUCCACUCAGGUCCAGUAUGCGCAGGAGUCGUCGGUCUGAAAAUGCCUCGCUAUUGCCUUUUCGGGGAUACUGUGAAUACAGCUUCACGUAUGGAAUCAACUGGACUGCCAUUGAAAAUCCACUGUAGCCUACAAACCAAAGAAAUUCUUGAUUCACUUGAAGGGUACCAUUUCGAAGAUCGGGGAUUGAUUUCGAUGAAAGGGAAAGGCGAGCAGCGAACUUUUUGGCUCGUUGGAGAGGAUCCUGAGGCAAGAGCUAAACGAACCCAGGAACGGUCUGAAAGGCGAGGGUCACGUGCACUGAAUAAAUAUCUCGGAAUGCUAAAAAGUCAAAACAGCCUUGCGGGAGUACGAAGUUCACUGAAAAAUCGUGCCAUAGCACAACGUAGUUCACUGCCACGUUCAUCUAGUCUAGAGUCACCAAAAAGACUGAGAUUUGCAAGUGGGUCUAUGCUGGAGCAACACCGCUAUCAUCGUUACAGCGAUGACGCUUUGAUGGAAGUGAUAUCCGACAGCAGCACUCGCAAAUCUGACAAUAGUUUAGCUGACACAGAGGAUAUCACCUCAUCAUGCCCGUGCAUUGACCACCUCGGAAUGAACAGUGACCGGUUUCUCAUUCAGUCCUGCCCUACGGUCACGACGCCUCUGCUUACUAACACUAUUUCUACCUAAUUAUAAGUAAGCUCAACUACCUAUAGAGAGAUAAAUUGAUGUGUAAUAAGCCGUAUCUAGUCAUGAAGUGUAAAACAGUCAUUCAUGUUUAAGUCGAUGUGAUAAAAUGUAAUCAAUACCUACUUAAUAAAGUAAAGCAGGAAAACACGAAGAAAGAUGUAAGACAAUUAGUUUCCUAUGAAAACCCAGAAGGCUAGUGUUGAGAUUUGCACUUUGGCCAAAAGUUGGCUGGAAAGUAAACGAUCCAAAUCAUGUACCAGGUAUUUGAAAAUAAUCAUUGGUGGAAUCUAAUUCUGUACUUAUUUCAAUAAACUAUUUUAUUUGAUGUGAAA
Topomyia yanbarensis is the source of this 5396-nucleotide messenger RNA. Its product is annotated as guanylate cyclase 32E. Bases 1288 to 5064 code for a protein of 1258 amino acids. Lineage: Eukaryota; Metazoa; Arthropoda; Insecta; Diptera; Culicidae. Gene Ontology annotation, molecular function: protein kinase activity; guanylate cyclase activity; ATP binding. Gene Ontology annotation, biological process: intracellular signal transduction; protein phosphorylation; cGMP biosynthetic process. Gene Ontology annotation, cellular component: membrane. The transcript has 16 exons. The record is from RefSeq and is a predicted model, not a curated record.